AGGUUUUCUACUCAACUAGUGGUGACCAGUGCGUGACUUUUGUUCGAAAACGAAAGCCUCUACAAUUCUGUUUUCUCUCACUUCAUUCUCUCUCUCUCUCUAGAAUCUUCGUUGCGUUUUGGUGCUCUGCUUCGCCUUCGCGUUCUUCGUCGUCGUUUCAGCUCGUUCCGGGAUUCUAGGGUUUCGUGGAAGAUGACAACCAUGGAGAGCUUGAUUGGGCUGGUGAACCGAAUUCAGAGGGCUUGCACGGUGCUCGGUGACUAUGGUGGUGGUGACAACAACACCUUCUCUUCUCUCUGGGAAGCUCUUCCUUCCGUUGCUGUUGUUGGUGGCCAGAGUUCAGGGAAGUCUUCGGUUUUGGAGAGCAUUGUUGGUCGUGACUUUUUGCCUAGAGGAUCAGGGAUUGUGACAAGACGUCCAUUGGUAUUGCAGCUUCAUAAAUUGGAAACAGGGUCACAAGAGUAUGCCGAGUUUCUUCACCUGCCGAGGAGGAAGUUUACCGACUUUUCAUUGGUCCGCCAAGAAAUUCAGGAUGAAACUGAUAGACUAACAGGGAAGACGAAACAAAUAUCUCCCAUUCCAAUUCAUCUUAGCAUCUAUUCACCAAAUGUUGUCAACCUAACAUUGAUUGAUUUACCGGGUUUGACUAAAGUGGCUGUAGAGGGACAACCUGAGAGUAUUGUUCAAGAAAUUGAAGCUAUGGUGCGAUCAUAUGUUGAAAAGCCUAAUUGCAUCAUAUUAGCAAUAUCACCAGCCAAUCAAGAUAUUGCAACUUCUGAUGCUAUUAAACUUUCUCGGGAAGUUGAUCCCACAGGUGAAAGGACAUUCGGGGUGUUGACAAAGCUAGAUUUGAUGGACAAAGGAACUAAUGCUUUAGAUGUCCUUGAAGGAAGGUCUUAUCGUUUGCAACAUCCUUGGGUUGGGAUAGUAAAUCGAUCCCAAGCGGAUAUCAAUAGAAAUGUUGAUAUGAUUGUUGCUCGACGUAAGGAGCGCGAGUAUUUUGCUUCCAGUUCUGAUUAUGGGCACUUGGCCAAUAAAAUGGGUUCAGAAUACCUUGCAAAACUUCUCUCACAGCAUUUGGAGUCAGUAAUUAGGGCAAGGAUACCUAGUAUAACAUCUUUAAUAAACAAAAGCAUUGAGGAACUUGAAUCAGAGAUGGAUCAUCUCGGGAGGCCUAUUGCUCUUGAUGCUGGAGCUCAAUUAUACACCAUCCUAGAACUUUGCCGAGCAUUUGAAAGGAUAUUCAAGGAGCAUUUAGAUGGAGGGCGUCCUGGAGGAGAUAGGAUAUAUAAUGUCUUUGACAAUCAGCUUCCUGCUGCUUUACGGAAGCUUCCAUUUGAUCGGCAUCUUUCUCUCCAGAAUGUAAGGAAAGUGGUGUCAGAGGCUGAUGGUUAUCAACCUCACUUGAUUGCCCCAGAGCAAGGUUACAGGCGCUUGAUUGAGGGGGCUCUUGGUUACUUUAGAGGCCCUGCUGAAGCUUCAGUUGAUGCUGUUAACUUUGUUCUAAAAGAACUUGUGAGGAAAUCAAUAGCAGAAACUCAGGAAUUGAAACGCUUUCCAACAUUUCAAGCUGAACUAGCUGCAGCAGCAAAUGAGGCUUUAGAAAGGUUUCGUGAAGAGAGUAAGAAGACAAAUCUUCGGCUUGUAGACAUGGAAUCUUCUUAUCUCACUGUGGAUUUCUUCCGGAGACUUCCUCAAGAAGUGGAAAAAUCUGCAACUCCUGCCCCCGCAAACAUUGAUCGUUAUGCAGAGGGUCAUUUCAGGAGAAUUGCAUCAAAUGUGUCAUCAUAUAUAGGGUUGGUUGCAGACACGCUUAGAAUCACAAUUCCAAAGGCUGUUGUUUAUUGCCAGGUCAGACAAGCAAAACAGUCUUUGCUAAACCAUUUCUACACACAAAUAGGGAAGAAGGAGGGUAAACAGCUGUCGCAAAUGUUAGAUGAAGACCCUGCAUUGAUGGAGAGGAGACAGCAGUGUGCGAAAAGGCUUGAACUAUAUAAAGCCGCAAGGGAUGAAAUUGAUUCUGUUUCCUGGGUACGAUGAGCUUGGUGCUAACUGAGUGUCUUCCUAAUCUUGUAUGAUACCGAUCAGUUAUGGGUUGGCUGGACCCUGAUGUAAUCUACUUAUUUACUGCUCUUGUAGCGUUGUUUUUUUCUGUAGGGUAAGAUUGGAGUUGAUUUGGUUGUCUGAAUUGUAGUGUACAUCCACACAGAAUGAUGAUCUUCACUUUGAUAUGUAUAAUUUGUGUAUUCUUUGUAAUCUUAUUCUUGGUUGUUACAUUAUCGAGUCUUGAAUUUGGUGA
Messenger RNA from Vigna unguiculata (cowpea), 2299 nucleotides. RefSeq names its product phragmoplastin DRP1E. Gene Ontology annotation, cellular component: cytoplasm; microtubule; membrane. NCBI's taxonomy places the organism in Eukaryota, Viridiplantae, Streptophyta, Magnoliopsida, Fabales, Fabaceae. Gene Ontology annotation, molecular function: GTP binding; microtubule binding; GTPase activity. The record is from RefSeq and is a predicted model, not a curated record.